UCCUAGGAAUUUCUGGGAAGCAGGAGAAGGAAAUGAGCAGCAGGCAGAGGAACAUUUGAGGAUCAAGCACCUGUUGUGGCUGGAGCCCAAGUUUAUUUACAGCAAAGGGAAAUGACAAAGGGGCAGUCUCAGUCUCAGCUUCAAAAGAACAAACGUGCACUCAAAACAAAGGAAGACGUCCUCAGCUGCAGAGGAAGCAGGAAGCUGCUGGCCUACUCUGAGCCCAGCUGCUGGAACCUGGGGUCAGCAGGAUGGAGUCGGUGGCCCUGUACAGCUUCCAGGCCACAGAGAGUGACGAGCUGGCCUUCAACCAGGGCGACACACUCAAGAUCUUAAACAUGGAAGAUGACCAGAACUGGUACAAGGCGGAGCUCCGGGGUGCCGAAGGGUUUAUCCCCAAGAACUACAUCCGCAUCAAGCCCCACCCGUGGUACCUGGGCAGGAUUUCCCGGCAGCUAGCUGAAGAGAUUCUGAUGAAGAGGAACCAUCUGGGAGCCUUCCUGAUCCGGGAGAGUGAGAGUUCCCCAGGAGAGUUCUCCAUCUCUGUGAACUACGGGGACCAGGUGCAGCACUUCAAGGUGCUGCGAGAGGCCUCAGGAAAGUACUUCCUAUGGGAGGAGAAGUUCAACUCUCUCAAUGAGCUGGUCGACUUCUACCGCACGACCACCAUUGCCAAGAAGCGGCAGGUCCUCCUGCGUGACGAGGAGCCCCUGUUCCAGCCCCCCCGGCUCUGCUUUGCCCAGGCCCAGUUUGACUUCUCAGCUCAGAACCCCUCUCAGCUCAGCUUCCGGCGAGGUGACAUCAUCGAGGUCCUGGAGCGCCCGGACCCCCACUGGUGGCGGGGCAGGUAUCACGGGCAUGUGGGCUUCUUCCCACGGAGCUAUGUACAGCCUGUCCACCUGUGAUCCCUGUCCAGAGAGAGGACAUGGCCAUCCCCACAUUGCAUCACACAGGACUCAGCAGAAGGCCUUGGAAUGUACAUGGGUUCCUAACUGUCUCCAACUACUUGGCACAAACCAGGUUGGCCCCCAGCGCCCCAGAACUGCAGCUAUGUUUA
Messenger RNA from Nycticebus coucang (slow loris), 1057 nucleotides. It is a transcript of the gene GRAP, whose product is annotated as GRB2 related adaptor protein. Gene Ontology annotation, molecular function: protein binding. The transcript has 6 exons. The record is from RefSeq and is a predicted model, not a curated record. Lineage: Eukaryota; Metazoa; Chordata; Mammalia; Primates; Lorisidae. The coding region runs from base 252 to 905 and encodes 217 amino acids.